Messenger RNA from Colletotrichum higginsianum IMI 349063, 1233 nucleotides. Its product is annotated as Acetate kinase. The transcript is spliced from 5 exons. NCBI's taxonomy places the organism in Eukaryota, Fungi, Ascomycota, Sordariomycetes, Glomerellales, Glomerellaceae. The record is from RefSeq and is a predicted model, not a curated record. The coding region runs from base 1 to 1233 and encodes 410 amino acids.
AUGGCCGCCUCGUCCUCUUCCGGCUCUUCCUUCACUUCUUCUUCCCUUGGCCGUCCGCCCUCAUACGGCCAGCCAUACACGAGCCCUCUCGACUCGACCUGGACACCGACUUCGGGUGCCUCAACAAUCUCAGCUCUCACAUCCGAGGCCUCGGCGCCCCAUGCCUCUCUCCAUCCUCUAGAUCUUGGCCCUCCUGGUUACCAAGCCACAAUGCCCAUCUUCCCCAACAUUCUUCCUCCAUCGUCGCCAACACUGUGCAUCCUGACACUCCUCUCUGACGCCCCCGGCCCUUGGGAAGUGGUCGGCUCCGAGCAGCGCCGCGUGCUCUGGCAAUGCAGCUACCAGAGCGAGCUUCUGGAACAUUUUCUUCCAUCCGACGUCCCAGCCGAUAUCUUUCCUCAUACCCUCCACGCCCGCCAUCGCCCUUAUACGGACCCAUGCGAGCUAGAGCUUUAUGUCAGUUUUCGUGAGCCACACCGGGUUCGAUACACGACUGGCGAAGGCGUGGUAGUUCACGAUCACCUGAUGGAGGUCAAGUAUGAGUUCACUACCGUCGAAAGUUCGAUUCGCUUCCAAGGAGACGUCCGUCGGAAGGACUUGGUUGACUACUACGACGUUGACGUUGUUUGGUCCGACGUACACGGCAGAACGGACGGCUUUGGAAACAUUAGGGGUAUGGGACUGGUGCAAAGGUUGAAGUUUUGGAGGGACCGUUAUUCGACUUACCACUCACUGACCGUAUUCGCCAAUCGCGCGAGCGGUCGCCAUUAUCGGGAGUACGAGAUUCACAAUUUCGACGGCGAGCUGCGCAACCGUGACGAUCGCCAUCGUCAAGUCCGCCUAACAGUGCGCGGAAGCCGACGAGGUAGUGCCCCGGACAGCAGCGGUUCGUCCCGUUCGCGCUUCACCUUUUCGCAUCGCAUGCGUCCGCGAGUACGGUCGGGUUCUCAAGGAGGACAGUCCAGCGCGGAAGCUGGCUUGUCAUCUGGCGCUCUUGAUUUUCGGUAUCUGGGUAUCCAGUUCAAUUAUCGCAGGUUCCUCGACAGUUGGGUCGUAGCGCACAGCUCCGACAGCGAGUUCAAUGGUAUACCAUUUCCGCAGCACCACGUCGAGCUACCGUCACCGCAAAUACUGCCAGGGGAGACGUCAGAGCUCCCAUCUCCGGAGACCUCAAGAGGGUUGGAGCCAGUUGUUGAGCCGCCAGACUCAUACGAAUCCGACUCGGCCCCGUGA